GCCAACUCGCGUGAAGGUGGCGACCAGCCCAGCCGCGCAUCACAAGCCCGUCGCGACAGACCAGAACCGACCCCCGCAGGGCCCCUGCCAAGCCUGCGGGGCACGCCGGCAGCCCCCCGCCAAGGCGCGGGGCCGCGCCAUUCAGUCAAUUGAAACCGCGACGCGCAGCGCAGGCCCUCCCCCGCCCCUCUUUCACCUACGACCACCAUACUAUCGACCAUGUACACCGGGGAGGCCUCUUUGCAAGUGGAGCUGCGCGGCGAGGACCGCUCGUCGCGGGAGGAGAUGAGGGCUGCCCAGCAGGGAUCGGGCACGGCGCGCCCCCGCGGGGCCAUGCUGCCGCCCCGCGCGCUGCUCGUGGCGCUGUCGGUCCUCGCGUGCCCCCAGGCGGCGCGCGCGGAUAUCUUCGAGGAUGAGGAUGGGGAGUGGCACAUCGGGACGGGCGCGGUCGCGGGGAUCAUCGUCGGCGCCGUGUUCUUCGUCAUUCUCUUUGUUGGUGGUAUAAUUUACCGCCAGCGCCGGGCACGUCGCGCAGCAGGCGGGCUUCCCUUCACCGGGCAGCCGCCAUACGCCUCGCAGGUCCCGGCGCCCUCGCCUCUCUAUACCCCACGCGCGGACGGGGGCUUUGGCGGUCAUCCGUAUCCGCAAUCAUUUGGGGCGCAGCAAUCGCCCGCAUUCGGUGCAACCCCGAUGUUCGGGGCUCCUCCGAUGUACGAGAAUGGCGCGUAUGGGGGCUACGGGCCGGACAAGUCGGGCGCGUUUGUUUCUGACGCGGGCGUCCCGGGGUCGGCAUAUCCUCCGGCGGCGCAUCUGGCGGACAAGUAAUCUCAUGUUCAGCCAAGUGACGGAGUGCCUGCGACCGAGGGGCACCUGUUAGGCCGGGCGCCUGACCACUUCACCUUCACCCACAACGGUGCCCCCGUGUCUGCCUCCUCCCGUCUUUCAUCCUGCUCUCCCUAUCUUCUCAUGUCCGCUUUCUCGUCUCGCGCAUCAAUCAUCGCUUCACUGCAUCGCAUCCUCAAUCACACACAUCAUGGUCUUCCCCCCUACCUCGCUACCUCGCUAUCCCACACCCUACCCUUCAUCCUACUACCCGGACCACGCAUCUGACCGCCUGGUGCAUACCUCAAAUGGACUUGUA
This is a messenger RNA of Schizophyllum commune H4-8, 1141 nucleotides long. RefSeq lists its product as uncharacterized. The coding region runs from base 334 to 825 and encodes 163 amino acids. Lineage: Eukaryota; Fungi; Basidiomycota; Agaricomycetes; Agaricales; Schizophyllaceae. The transcript has 4 exons. The record is from RefSeq and is a predicted model, not a curated record.